Molecule: messenger RNA, 573 nt
Organism: Ceratosolen solmsi marchali
Lineage: Eukaryota; Metazoa; Arthropoda; Insecta; Hymenoptera; Agaonidae
Gene: CARPA
Product: Carbonic anhydrase-related protein A
Exons: 6
Coding region: 1-573 (190 amino acids)
Biological process (GO): one-carbon metabolic process
Molecular function (GO): carbonate dehydratase activity; zinc ion binding
Source: RefSeq, a predicted model, not a curated record
AUGUUCAUAUUGUCAACUUCAUACUUUCGAGCGAAUGCUAGUUGGGAUGAUUGGUGGACGUACGAUGGCAUUUCAGGUCCAUCAUUUUGGGGAUUAAUUAAUCCACAAUGGUCUUUAUGUAGCAAAGGUAGGCGACAAAGUCCCAUCAAUAUUGAACCAGACAAAUUACUUUUUGAUCCUCAUUUGAGGUCCAUUCACGUAGAUAAACACAAGAUCUCUGGAUUUUUGUGUAAUACCGGACAAUUUUUAGUAUUUCGUACAAAUAAGGAAUCGAAGAUGCGUGUUAACAUAACUGGUGGGCCACUUGCAUAUCACUAUCAAUUUGAAGAGAUUUACAUUCAUUAUGGACAAGAUGAUAAUCAUGGUUCUGAACAUCACGUAAACAACUAUGCGUUUCCUGCCGAGAUUCAAAUUUAUGGUUUCAAUGCAGAACUUUAUCAUAAUAUGAGUGAAGCCCAACACAAAAGUCAAGGACUCGUUGCAAUUUCUCUUAUGGUCCAGCUUGGCGAUACGCCAAAUCCUGAGUUAAGAAUAAUAACCAGUUUAUUUAACAGGGUGCAGUUUCGAGGUUAG